CGCUAUCAUCGCGUGCACGUUUGAGCUGCUGCAGUUCCCCACAUGUGUAAUAAAUAGUUUUUACUCGUUAAAAUCCUGCUUCAUUUCGAAGUAAUUCGUGAAUAUAAACGGCAAUCUACGCAGGAAAGUAUGUCAGCGGGAGCAGAAACGGCACCGGUAUUCCCGAAGCUGAACGCCGAGGAGGAACCGGAUUUAGGAGCCACCGAGAUCGAGUCCAUGUGUAUGAACUGCCACGAGAAUGGCACGACACGGCUGCUGCUGACGCAGAUUCCCUUCUACAAGGAGGUGGUCCUGAUGUCCUUCUGUUGCGAUCACUGCGGUUUCCAGAACAAUGAAAUCCAACCGGGUGGCGAAAUGGCUCCCAAAGGUAUCCGGAUCAGUGUCAAGAUCGACACAAUGAAAGACUUGAAUCGACGCGUCGUAAAGUCCGACUACUCCAGCGUCCGGAUAGAGGAGCUGGAUUUCGAUAUUCCAGCUCAGUCGCAAAAGGGGGAGGUAACUACCGUCGAAGGGAUCAUCGAUCGGGUGGUACGAGGAUUGGAGCAGGACCAACCCGUCCGUCGAAUACAGCACCCGGAGGCAGCGGAACAGAUCGAUGCCUUCGUCGAAAAACUCAAAGAGCUGAAGGAGAUGAAGCAACCGUUCCGGAUAACAAUCGAGGACAUCUCCGGAAACAGCUUCGUGGAAAAUCCUCUGGCACCACAACCGGAUCCGAACACCACCGUUUCCCACUUCAUCCGAAGCAAAGAUCAGAACCAUUCGUUGGGAGUUUUUACCCACGAAGAAGUGGAUGGUGAAAACCCCAAACAGCCGAAAAUCAUCCCGGAGGAGGAAGAUAAGAUGCUGAAAAUGAUUUCCGAGGGUUCCUGGCCACUGGAAGAACUUCAUGGGGAGGUGCUGCAGUUCCAAACCAACUGCCCGGAAUGUGCGGCCGAUUGCGAAACGAAUAUGAAGGUGACCAACAUUCCACACUUCAAGGAGGUGGUCAUUAUGGCAACGGUCUGCGACAACUGCGGUUUAAGGACGAACGAAGUCAAGCCAGGCGGUGGCAUCGAGGAAAAGGGCGUUAAGAUUGAAGUUACGGUUCGGGGAAAAAUCGAUUUCUCACGGGACGUUUUGAAGUCGGAAUCGUGCGAUCUGCACAUCCGCGAGCUGGAGUGCGAAGUGGGUGCCGGUGCCCUGGGAGGGCGCUUCACCACGAUCGAAGGCUUGCUAACGGCUAUCAGGGAUCAGCUGGUUGACAGCACCGGUAUGUUUAUGGACUCGAACGACGAGGCAACAAAGCACCGAAUGGAUAACUUCUUCGGGCAGCUGGAUGCGGCCAUCGCUGGGAACAAGCCGAUGACGAUAGUGCUGGAUGAUCCGACGGGAAAUAGCUACGUGCAGUCAUUGAACGACGAUGGCACUCCUGACGAGGCAUUGCGGAUAAUAAAGUAUCACCGGUCGUACGACCAGAAUGAAGAACUCGGAUUGAACGACAUGAAGACGGAAAAUUACGGAGAAGAAGAUGAUGCCAAGCAGGAGAAGUGAGGAGGUGAGUGAACGAUUUUCUGUUCCUGUUUAGAAUGUCAGGAAAGUAUAAU
Messenger RNA from Ochlerotatus camptorhynchus, 1583 nucleotides. RefSeq names its product zinc finger protein Zpr1 (gene Zpr1). Gene Ontology annotation, molecular function: zinc ion binding. The transcript has 2 exons. The record is from RefSeq and is a predicted model, not a curated record. Bases 130 to 1530 code for a protein of 466 amino acids. Lineage: Eukaryota; Metazoa; Arthropoda; Insecta; Diptera; Culicidae. Gene Ontology annotation, cellular component: cytoplasm; nucleus.